CAUCAUCACCACAGCCCAUGCAGUCUAAAUUGGGUCCACUUCAGUUACACACUUGAAGCCUUGGCUCCUGGCCAGCUGUGUGAGAACAUGCAUUCUCUUCAUGGCUCUGCAAGCUUCUCAUGGUCAGGAAAUGAAUGCACUGGCAAGCUUGUAAUGUGCAAUAUAGACCGAGACCCAGGCACGAAAUGUUACACAGUAUGUCUUGACUUGCACUGAGCAGUAGAGAAAUGAGAAACCAUUUGCUCCUGAUUUCUGACCUGCUGAAUUUAUCCUCCAGAUUGCAGAAAGGUUCUCUAAGAAGACUUUACAUGCUUUUGAUCUAAGCUCGCUUCAAGCCUCAAGCUAUCAUCUGAUCCCAGCUUCAAAGACAAAAAUAAGGUUUUUCCUUCAGUCUGAGCUUAACUCCCUACAGAGAAGAGUCCAGCGCAUUUGGCUGCACCAUGGUGGUGCAGAAUAGUCUGGACAUUGGAGACACUCGGAAAGGGAUCUUGCUGGAGCCAUUUGUCCACCAGGUUGGAGGCCACAUGAGCAUGAUGAAAUAUGAUGACUACACGGUCUGCAAGCCCCUCGUCUCCCAGGAGCAAUGGUUCUACGAGACUGUCCCCACAGUAAUGAAACAAUUCACACCUCAAUACAAAGGUACCAUUUCUGUAUAUCUCAAGAAAGACAGCAUGGGCAAUUUGAGCCUCAUAGCCUGCCCACAAACAGACAACCGCAGUUCCUUGGAUAACACCUCCAAAGAGUCUUCAAUAUGGCAGAAGCUCAAUCAGGCAAACACCAGCAGUGGUGACCACACAUUUGUCAAAUGGAAUCAUGGCCCACUCACGAACUCCAUCAAAGACAGCUGCCAGGGGAAAGCACUGCUGCAGACAGACCUUCAGUUCCACAGAGAUAUGUCUUCACUUAUGGAAGAUGCCAAUGGGAACCAGGCAGAAAAGAAUAUCUACAAUCCCUGGGGGCUGCACUGCCACAAACAGCAUCUAAAUCGCAUGUCUUCCAAGUAUAAUGAAAACAAACUUCAUCAAUUUCUGUUGCUUGAAAAUGUAGUAUCCAAGUAUAAAUACCCAUGCAUUCUGGACUUAAAGAUGGGAACCAGGCAACAUGGCGAUGAUGCAUCAGAAGAGAAGAAAGCACGCCAAAUAAAGAAGUGUGAACAAAGUACAUCAGCAUCCCUUGGAGUCCGUAUUUGUGGCAUGCAGGUUUUCCAGGCAGAUACUGUUCAAUAUCUGUGCAAAGAUAAGUAUUAUGGUCGGAAACUCUCCCCUGAUGGCUUCAGACAAGCCAUCUACCAGUUCCUUCACAAUGGGAAACAUCUCCGAACAGACCUCGUGGAACCUAUUGUGUCUGAAUUGAAGGCUUUGCUCUCUGUUAUCAAAAAACAGAACACUUACCGUUUCUACUCCAGCUCACUUCUCAUAAACUAUGAAGGACUAGAAAAAACAAUUCCUUUGGACAACCACCCUCAAGGGCACUGUCAAAAUACUAGCUGCGCUGUGUCACAUGCAAGCGGGGGGCCCAAAGUGGAUGUCCGCAUGAUAGACUUUGCUCACACAACCUACAAAGGUUCAAGAAAUAUUCACACAGUCUAUGAUGGGCCAGAUCAGGGCUAUAUUUUUGGUCUAGAAAACCUAAUAAAGAUUGUUCAGAGUAUCCCAGUGGGAGAAUGACACCUGCUAAACUGACAGAGACUCUGUGAUUGAAAACAGCGCAACCAGCAUGUCAGGCCAAUAGGAGUGAGCUCUCCCAGCCCGUCUACACCCACGUGCACGGUUCUGACGUUAUAGAGUGGACAGUUUGCUAAGAAAAGCUCAGGCGAUGUUACAUGCCAUUGUGGAUUGGACAGAAUCCAUCAUCAUUGCAAUCUAUCAGAAGAUUAUUUUCCAUUAGCAUUUUAAUGUUGUCCAUUCAUAUCAUUUGUGAGCUGAAGGAAAUAUUACUUGAAAGGAGUUUUAGGAAUUAAGGACUUGUUCAUCAAACAGUGUUUAGACUUGCAAGGCCAAUGGGGCCAAAGAAAUAUUGUGCUCAUGAAAAGCACUAUGAAGUUAGCUUGGCAGGUCCUUAAAACCUGCCGCUUUACAUUUUAACUCACAUUCAGUUAGAUGGGCCAAGGACUUUAACGGCACAAUCAGAUGACAACCCCUGCUGCAUGCUCUGCUGCCAAAUAUUGGCACUUAAAAAUGAAGAGCAUGCUAAUUCCUUGAUCCUUUGUAUUCCAUACUAGUAUGUGUGGUAGUGUAUUCUCCAAAGAAUGUGUGUGUCAGCCAAGGAGUGUGCGAGUACAAUUAAAACCCAAAUCAGAAGCAAGCAGGUGUUGCAUUGCUCCUCCUGGAACAAGGCCAGUCUUUCAAGGAUUCCUUGAUCGAAAAGGGCUUGUUGCAGAAGAGUUGCAAAUUCUGUGAAGUAGCAGUCAUGAAGGCAUUCACACUGUGGCAGUUUUUAUAUUGCAGGGAAUUUGUCCAGAUGAGAAAUUAGACAGGCCCUAGUUCAUGAAGACAUGCUUGAAUUAGGGCCCAAGUGUCCUCUUCAAAUUUUCUUUCAAAUUUCUGUGCAUUUAUGUUUGUGUGAGUGGAUAAGUGUUAUAAAAACUUGAUAAAAGUGUUUACAGAGUUUGUGGACAAUUGUAAAUAUGGAACAACCAAAUAUUGGAUUUCCUUUCUGUGUCAUGCAGAGAGCCACUUUUAAAAUGCUUUUAAAUGUGGAGGUGGAACCCAGUGACAAAAUGGGAAUGUAGAGUUGUAAAUAAAUUGUAUAGGCCCUGGAAAUGUA
Hemicordylus capensis (graceful crag lizard) is the source of this 2766-nucleotide messenger RNA. It is a transcript of the gene IP6K3, whose product is annotated as inositol hexakisphosphate kinase 3. The coding region runs from base 441 to 1667 and encodes 408 amino acids. Gene Ontology annotation, cellular component: nucleus; cytoplasm. The record is from RefSeq and is a predicted model, not a curated record. Gene Ontology annotation, molecular function: inositol hexakisphosphate kinase activity. The transcript is spliced from 5 exons. Gene Ontology annotation, biological process: inositol phosphate biosynthetic process; phosphatidylinositol phosphate biosynthetic process. Lineage: Eukaryota; Metazoa; Chordata; Lepidosauria; Squamata; Cordylidae.